AUGGACUUUGUUCUUCGGCUUAUUGCUACCCAAGUGACUGCAAUGCCGGCGGCGACGACGGCAAAAGUGCGUUCGACGACUUUUGACCAACUGCACUGGCCGAAGACCAGAGGCGAUGAGUCGGCGGCGGCCGAUUCGGUCGACCGACCGCGCUCGCCGGUCGGCCACAACGUCUGCGAUCCGCGAGCGACAAAGGUCGAUGCGACCAAACUACGCAACACGGCCUUUGAACGUUUUGAUGGUGUGUUCGGCAGUAUGGGGAGAGUACGGAGCAUAAGAGCGUUUGGAAAAUGUCACGAAGGAGGAAACAUGGGCUGA
Molecule: messenger RNA, 318 nt
Organism: Necator americanus (New World hookworm)
Lineage: Eukaryota; Metazoa; Nematoda; Chromadorea; Rhabditida; Ancylostomatidae
Exons: 1
Coding region: 1-318 (105 amino acids)
Source: RefSeq, a predicted model, not a curated record